AAAUACCAAAACUAUUUUUUGUAAAUAAAUUGUAUGUACAUUUAAAAUAAAAUAAAAUUUAUCCUGCAAUAGUGCUUAAUUAAUCCUAGUAUUUUUUGGAAAACAAGUAUUCAAACAAAGUUUAAACAUUUAUAAUGCUCGGAGGAGUGAGAUUGCAAGUUACUUACACGCACGAAAAGACUUGUUUUGCUUAUUUAAGUUCUAAAUACAGCACCAAUAAUGAACAGGGUCAAAGCAUCCAAGUGAUCUUCAAAGACCGCCAGCUGCUCCUAUGGGUAGUUUACAGCAACAGCGUCUCAGAGGGGCACCUAGCCUGCAACCCAAUACACGGCCGUCUGCUCGGCUUAGACGAGGGGACGGAAGUGUUCGUGUCUCCGUACGGAGAUGUCAAGGUGCUCGACGAGCUGUAUAUAGAUACGGAUAGUCCUGAUGAUCAGGAAAUAUUGGAACACAAUGCAGAGCUACUCCAGCUCCGAAUCCUCGAUCAACUCCGUCUGGUGGUGUCAGGCCAGAAAUGCGUUGUCUGGAUCUCCGUCUCUCUGCCCAUCAUCUUCACUCCCAAACAGACCGGUCUGCUGGUCAACCAGUCAAGGAUUAUCGUUAAAGUGGACGCGUUUAAUACGCUUCACCACAAUUCGGCACCAGUGCAAAACACGCCAAAUAUAGCUAAAGAAAAAGAAAACCGCUUCCACAACAUAGGAAUCAUCAACCAGGGAAUGCUCCGGCCUUAUCUAAAUCCACCAAAAAGGUUAUACCUUCGAGCUCUACCCAUUGACAGCGACGGAAAAAGAAACUUAAUACAUCCAUAUACAGUUUUUAUGCAUGAAGACUUAUUAGAAGCUAAAUAUAAAGAUAGUACUAUUAUAUUAGCUACAAUGAGAAAUAUACCUUCUAUAAUUCAAGAUACAGAAGUGGAAAAUGGCCAUAGAGAAAUCAACGAUCUAUGUGUUGAAAUUGUUCCCGUAAACAAUAUUGUUUUUAGAAGUCUAUGUCGUGAAGUUUACAACAGACAUAUACCGACAGUGCUUAUACCAAAGUCUUUAAAUUCUAUUAUUAAUAUUGAAAUUGGAAUGAGAGUGUAUUUUACUAUAAUAGGAGAUAAUAUAGAACAGCCAGAUCAUGUACAUAUAGUUACUUAUUCCGAAGAAUCACAGAAAGAAGAGGAUAUAAUUGAGAAGUUUAAAAAAUGUGUAAUAGAUAAUACACAUUCCGGUAAAAAGUUUCUUAUCAAUCGUGAUAUGUUAAAGCAAAAUCUUCAGAUUUGCAAUGGAUUUCUACAAUUUAAAUUAAAACCAGAGAAAAUACAAUACACGUUGCUUAAUUCUGAAUCUUUCCGGCAAUGUACUGUAUCAGCGAAAUGUCUUAGUGACACGGAUUUCGAUUUUCCUAAAAUUUCUUCGUCGAGCUUGGAGUAUGAUUGCAAGAAUUACUGUAGAGGGCUGAAGUGUACGGAGGAGUUGGUACAGAAGGUUGUGUCGCAUCUGUUCUUUGAGAUACACAGGGAGGCGACUUUUAAAGAUGUUUCAGAGAUAAAGAGCAAUGUGCUUAUCACUGGUCUUAACGGCACAGGCAAAUCCGCCCUCUGCCACAUAGUCCAAAAAGACCUCACCGUCUGGUCGCACAUACUCCACUGUCGAUCCUUACGAGGCCGAAAAGAUAUUUCCGAGGCCUUAGGCCGCGCUAUACUUAUGUGUCAAGAGAGAAGCCCCUCAGUAUUGAUCUGUGAUGACAUUGAUAGUUUGGUACCUCCGAAUUUAGAAGGAUCUUCGCCCCAAGACAUUGCUUAUUAUCAGAGAUUGGCGGUAGUAAUAAAGCACUUGCUACAAAGUUGCGCAGGCGUCGUUGUGUUGCUGACGGCGACCAGCGUCAGCGAGCUGCACCCCACGCUCCGACAGUUCGGGGGCAAGCCGCUGUUCACUGCACACUUCAAUAUACCGGAGUUACAACAGGAGGAGAGAGUGGAACUUUUCAAACAUCUGAUCAACAAUAAGCUAAGGGAGCAGUUUUUAGUGGAAGAAGAUGAUUUUACCAGACUUGGCGCUGCCACCGCCGGGUUUAGUAUGCGGGAAAUCACUGAUCAUUUGAAUAAGAAAAUAUUCCAAGCUGUCAAGAAAAAGAAAUCUCAUCCAUCCGAACCCGUGCCCCGGUUAGUAGAAAGCGUGAUUGCGUCGGAGAAAAACAACGCGUUUGACAUCUGGGACACUGUUGGGGGAAUGGAGGGAGUUAAGCAGGAACUCACUGAAUGCAUCUUCUGGCCUCUUAUGUACCCGGCCCUGUUUCCGUCCCAGUCAUGUGGAAUUCUUCUAUAUGGAGCCCCGGGCACCGGCAAAUCCCACAUUGGUUCAAGUUUAGCGCGACUUCACAAUAUGAGCCUCGUGGUAGUGAAGGGGCCCGAGCUGCUCUCCAAAUACAUCGGCCAGAGCGAGAAGGCAGUCCGCGACGUGUUUGACAAAGCGGACAUGAAGCGGCCUUGCAUAUUGUUCUUUGACGAGUUCGACAGUCUAGCGCCCAAACGCGGACACGACUCCACAGGCGUCACGGACCGCGUCGUGAACCAGCUGCUGGCACGACUCGACGGCGCCGAGGGCGGCGCGCGCGGUCCAGUCGUCGCUGCGACCAGUCGCCCCGACCUCAUCGACCCUGCGUUACUGCGACCGGGGAGAUUACAGCGGCACAUAUACUGCGCUCCGCCUGACCAGAACGAUCGUUUCGAAGUGCUAAAAACGCUGAGCAAAAACGUGGUCAUCGAGGAAGACGUGGACUUACAACAGCUAGCGGAGGUCACCGAGGGCUACUCACCAGCGGACCUCAAGAGUCUCCUGGUCACAGCGCAACUUGGAUGUUUGGAGAAACAGCUGUUGAGUGGUGUAGAGAAAGACUUGCAGUCAGUGGUGGUGCGGAAGACGGACAUACAGAGCGCGUUAUUGGAGACCAAACCUUCGCUUUCCAACGAGCAGAGGAUCUUCUACGAUAUGAUAUAUCAAAGGUUCAGAGGCGACAAACUGUCCGCAGACCAGAAACUGAUGUCUCGGCAACUGGAGAAGCAGAGAGUCACCUUGGCCUAGUCAAAAAAUAAUAAAAAUUGGUUAUUUCAUUAAUUCAUAGCGCUUCUAGCGGCGGUGCUGGUGGCCUAGCGGUAAGAACGUGCGACUUACAAUCCGGAGGUUGCGGGUUCAAACCCCGGCUCGUACCAAUGAGUUUUUCGGAACUUAUGUACGAAAUACCAGUAGCUUUUCGGUGAAGGUAAACAUCGUGAAACCGGACUAAUCCCAACAAGGCCUAGUUUACCCUCUGGGUUGGAAGGUGCCUACCCCCAUUCUCGGGAUUAGUUGCCAAGCCGACCCCAGGCUCCUAUGAGCCGUGGCAAACGCGGGGAUAACGCGAGGAAGAUGAUGAUGAUUUCAUUAAUUCAUAAAAAUCGGACCGAGUUUGUCAGCUGAAGUAGAUGGCGAUGUACGGCUGUUGUAACACAAACUAAGUCUCAACAAUGAAAGUCAAAUUUAGGUUACAACACUUACAACUGUUACCGCAUAACAGCCGCUAUAUCAUCUGUCAAAUUCGUAGCCCGAAUGUGUCGUAUAUUUACUCAUUUUAUAUAAUCAAUUAAUAUUUGGCUUACUAACAAUCACUUCUACAAAUAUCGAUACGGACAAAGUGUGUAUACACCCAUGUAUUAAGGCGCAGGGCGGACACGAUAUACAUCAAUAAAAAAUUAUACUUCCAAAUUGUUAAGGUUAGCGCUGUUCAUAACUAUUCCAAAUUUCAUAUUGAUAGCUUCAGUAGUACUCGAGAUAUUUAGCAAUGUCAAUGUGACAGACAGACGGACAGUCACACCAUAAGGGUUCCUUUUGUACCUUUUUAGUACGAAACCCUAAAAAUCACUUGCGUUACUAUGUGUGAACGGCACGUCUGUACACGCGUCAUUCGUCAUAAAAUAGUACUUCUUCUUCUUUUAAAAUUAUGGCUUCAGCCCAGUGGGACUAUUUCGCCAGUAUCAAGGUAUUAAGAGGUUUAAAAACGACAAAAAUUGUACGGUUGUACAAGACAGUGUACGGUGAUUUGUUAGCUCUUGUAAAUCGAUAGCUAGACUUUACAAGAAGCACGUGGACUACCGGCCGUUGACUCCAAGAUGGUGGUUAAACGCGCUUCAAAAUUUAAUUCUCCAUUCACUGCACACUACCACAUUAGUUUACUGUAUAUACGAUAUUACACUUUAAACAAUAUUAAUGAGCAAAAAACAAAGUAAUUAAUAACGAUGCUAACUAUCAAGAUGGCGCUCGAACCGGAAGUCCUAAAAUAGUACUGAGCGGCCGGCAAACGGUCGUCAAUCUGCUGUCGCGGGGCGAGGUAAUUCGAGUCGGGGCGGGGCGGUGCGUGGCUGUUCUGUAUGAUAAUACUAUUACUUAUUCUGUGAGUAUAGCAUAUUUUUGGCACUUUGUCCGUAUCGAUAUUCUUAGAUGUCACUGUACUCUAGCUUCCUUACUUACCGUUCGCGCACGAGCUCUUAGAACUCGGGGCUGAGGAAGCAAGAUUGUACGCAAGGAAGGGAAAGUUAACUACCAACUUUCCCUUCCUUCCUUCCUUGUUGGAGCUUAAAUAGGGAAUAUUACGCGAAACUCUGCGAAGGGGGCGCUACUACCACAAUCUGAGGGUCUACCGGGAAACAAAAAAAUCGAAAUUUCGUUAUUUAACCUCUAUCACUUGCAUAUUCGAGCGAUAAAGAGGCAGAUAACUAAAUUUCGAUUUUAGCGUUUCCCGUUAGGCCAUUUGUAAAUAAACCGCCUUGAUGCAUUAAUGUCAUAUUUUAUUAUCUGUGAAAACGUGUCAAAAAACGGUUUAAGACGUAGUAUGCAUAAGUUACUCUAUGGUUUACUAUAGCCGCUAGUGCUGCACUCUGGCAGCAGAACAUUGAAGUAAUACCCCCUAUUGUAGCAAGUUUUAUGUUGUGUUUAGUUUUAAAUCGCUAUUUUAUCUGUGGUGCAAAGUCUAGUCUGUAAGCGAAGUUAUUUAAGCGCAAAGUUUGUUAGGUGAUUUGUAUAUAUUGCAGUUAUUUUUUUAUUUGAAUUAUUUAUUGUUGAAUAUAAUAAAUGAUAA
Messenger RNA from Cydia strobilella, 5094 nucleotides. It is a transcript of the gene Pex1, whose product is annotated as peroxisomal ATPase PEX1-like. Gene Ontology annotation, molecular function: ATP binding; ATP hydrolysis activity. Gene Ontology annotation, biological process: protein import into peroxisome matrix. The record is from RefSeq and is a predicted model, not a curated record. NCBI's taxonomy places the organism in Eukaryota, Metazoa, Arthropoda, Insecta, Lepidoptera, Tortricidae. The transcript has 14 exons. Bases 135 to 3065 code for a protein of 976 amino acids. Gene Ontology annotation, cellular component: peroxisome; cytosol; peroxisomal membrane.